CCCAUUUCAUUCACACAUGGUCGGAAAUUUUAAGAAAUGACUCAAGAAAUGGCAUUUAUUCAUAAACUAUGUGUUAGUGUUGGCCUUAUUGCUCUUGCACACGCAGCCUAUUCAGCAACACAGCAUCAUGCUUACCUGCGUCUUACUGAACAAGAAUUUGCAUGGCUACCAUUAGAUAUUAUUUUACAAUGUCUGUUUGGGCUUUCAAUAACAUAUUAUGGUAUAAUAAAUAUAGCUGGCCAGUUUAAAAGUAUUAAAGCUAGUGCUGAAAUGGAAACAAAAACCUGGGAAAUGCUCAGUAAUCGCCAGUCAUUUUAUACCUUCCAUCAUCGAGGUAAAGCUCUAUAUGGAGACAGAGAACGAGUUGAACUGGAGUGAAAGUGUUGUGUGCAAUCAAACUUUUCAAUAUUUAUACAAGUGAAAGAAAACUCUGGAAAUAAGCAGAUUCUUUUGUGUUGAGGUUGAUGGAACCUGUAGAGUGAAUCAAGUCGAGCAUUACCACAAAAUUUGAGUGCGGCCUGAAAUCUAUUAGUUUGUACAAUUGCAAGACAAUAUCUUCUAAUGAGAAUAACCAUCAGCUCAUACAUUUAAUUUUGCUUACUAAUAAUUGAAAUCUGUAAAACCUGAAGAAUGUAUAUUAUGUUUACAUUUUGUGGGCAGUUAUUUUAAACAUCAAAAUGACUCAUUUUUUCAAAUAAAUCAUUAGGGAAAUGGUGAAAUUUUAUUUUUGUCAUAAGCAUGGUGUAUAUAUAUAUAUAUAUAUAACUACAUGUAUAUUAAUUCCAUUCCAAAGGGCCACUAAAGCCUUUUUUCCUCUCCUCUUAAACUUAGGUAUGUCUCUCUCAUGGAUUAGAGAACAUGAAAUUUAUAGAAAAAGAAUUCCUUCUUUACACUUGCCGGAGUAUUUUUAUAAAUAAUUCAGAGUAUAAUAUAUGCAAGUGGUGGCUAAUCUGUCAUUUAUUAUUACCUUGAUAUAUGUUUUUUGUAUAGUAAAGUUAGAUCUACAAAGUUAUAAUACAUGUAUGUCCAUUGACAAAUAAAAUGUUGUUAUGAUCUAGUUUUCUGUGGGGGUGAUUGAAUGGAUUUGAAAAUGGGUAUUUGAAUGUGAACAUGUAUAUGAACAAUAUUUUGAGUGUGAAUUGUAAAUGAUAUCAAAUAACACUUUAUGCCACAUGUUUUAUUUGAAUAACCAUGUGUAUGUGUCUCUUUAGAUAUUUAAUAUGUACAGGUUUAUCAAAAACAAUACAUUUUUAAACCUAUGGCUCAGAACGAUUGCUUACAAUAGUUGUCUAUGAGACAUCAUGUUCAUUGAAGGAAUUUUUAUCUAAAAUAUAUAAUUGUAAAUUUAGUAAAAAUAUUUAUAGAAAGUGUCAAUUUAUUGUCAUUUAAAAAUAAAAUUAUCAAGUGAAGAA
Molecule: messenger RNA, 1412 nt
Organism: Patella vulgata (common limpet)
Lineage: Eukaryota; Metazoa; Mollusca; Gastropoda; Patellidae
Product: ER membrane protein complex subunit 5
Exons: 4
Coding region: 37-378 (113 amino acids)
Cellular component (GO): EMC complex; plasma membrane; Golgi apparatus
Source: RefSeq, a predicted model, not a curated record